AUGUAUUUUAUCUUUCUUUUUAUUCUCAUUUAUUUCGAAGUGUAUUUGUUUCUCUUUACACGUCUUGGCCUUCAUGACGUUCACUUUCAAAUUAAUAGUUGCUAUUCUUUCGCUUUUAUUUUCCCCAAGUUGUUCUUUCUUUCUUUCUUUCUUUCUUUCUUUCUUUCUUUCUUUCUUUCUUAUCCUUUUACGCCAGUCUUUCUUUCCUUCUUCCUUAGCCUUCUACUCUUUCUUUGUCAGUUUUCUACUCGUUUCUUUCUUUCUUUCUUUCUUUAUUUCUUUCUUUCUUUCUUUCUUUCUUUCUUUCUUUCUUUCUUUCUUUCUUUCUUUCUUUCUUUCUUUCUCAGCUUUUUACACCAGUCCUUCUUUCCUUCUUUCUUAGCCUUCUACUCUUUCUUUGUCAGUUUUCUACUCUUUCUUUCUUUCUUUCUUUCUUUCUUUCUUUCUUUCUUUCUUUCUCUCUUUCUUUCUUUCUUUCUUUCUAAACCCUGUAAUUCUUUUCUUCGUUGUCAUCCUUUUUCUCCUUUCUUCCUUUUUUCUUUCUUUCUUUUUUUGUAUGCCUUCACCGUGUCUCUUUCUUUGUCAACCUUGUACUCCUUUCUUUCUUUCUUUCUUUCUUUCUUUCUUUCAUUCAAUAUAAAGAAGUUCGUUUGUUGUCAAUCUUGUUGGCAUUACCACAACAGAAUCUGCGGUUAA
Messenger RNA from Acanthosepion pharaonis, 696 nucleotides. The record is from the annotation of a GenBank genome assembly. Lineage: Eukaryota; Metazoa; Mollusca; Cephalopoda; Sepiida; Sepiidae.